AUCUUUGCUUAUUCGUAUAAACAGUGUGGUGACCGGGCGCAGCGCGUAAUUCACGUUCGUAAUAUCGUGCAAAUAAAUUGUGUUGAUUGUGUUAAUAAUAAUUGUGCAUUAAAAUGUCGGAUAUGAAGACAGACACUAAGAAAGAUACAAGUGUCGAUGAUGUGUCCAAGGACCAGGCAUCAGAAGAGAAAGUAGCAGCAAAAAAUAAACGUGGUGGCAACAAGCGACAAACGACCCUUGAAAAAGUUGCUGCUGAGGGUGAUGCAUUUGCCAAGGGAUUAAAUGCAUCUGCUGAAGUUGAAGGUAGAAGACGUACUCGUAGCUCAGCUCGAGGUUUGACACCAGCACCACCAACUCCAAUACCAGCUAAAAAAGCUAAAGCUGAACCAACACCAAAAGGUACAGGACGUGGUCGUGGUCGUCCAAAAAGACAAGAUAAAAAUAAUGACAUUAAAAAUAAUGAUACAGAUGAAGAAGUUACAAAUAAUAAAAACAACGACAAACAUGAUGAAGAAACGUCUGAAAAAAUGGAGGUAGAUGAGCCAAAAAAAGAUGAAAAAAAUGAUAUUAAAGAAAAUAAUGAUAAUAAAGAAAUAAAAGAAAAAAAUGAUGUUGAAAACGAAGAAAACAACAAAAAUGAUGUUGAAAAUGAUCACAAAGAUGUAGUUGAUACUAAAAAACCUGAAAAUAAUUCAAACAAGGAUGAAAAAUCAACGGAAGAAGUGGAUAAUUCAGUAAUAGAAAAAGAAACAUCAACAGCAACAACAACAGUAACCACAACAACAUCACCAACUACAACAUCACCAUCAUCAACUACACCAACACCAACAACAACAUCAACAACACCAUCAUCAACGCCAACGAGUGAAGAACAAAAGAAAAAUGAUGAUACUGUCAAGGAUAAUUGUUCAGAAACAAGUAAAGAUAAAGAUGUUAAAGAUUUACCUGUUGAAAAAUCAUCAACAACUGAAGUAACACCAGAAACAAAUACAUCAAACUCGACAACUGAUGAAAAAAAAGAAUAACCUUUUUUACAUUAAACAACCAUAUGUACCACAACGGCGCACACAUUGAAACAAAAUAAUAUCAAAAAGUUUCAACGUAUAUAAUUAAAAAUUAACAUCACCUUGAUAUCGCCAAUCACUGAUCAAUGAAUCAUCAAUCAGCCCACAAUAAUCAUCUCAAUAAAACAACCAUUUAUUUUUAUUUUUUUUUUUUAAAUUUAACAUUUCUUUUAAAAAUAUAACUCAGUAGCCAAGUACAUAUUUUGUUAUGUACUUGCAAUCUUUUUAAUUUUAAAUAUAUACGACUAAUAAAUAAUAAUAUUUCAUCUCGUGAAUGGUUAAAUUUAGAUGAGCUGAGUGUUGAUUCAACAGUUUGACAAGGUGUAGGGCAUAUAUUGUUCAUGUACAAUGAUAAUAUUAUUGUAAAAUAUAUUUAAUAUGGAUGCAUAGUUAAAUUGUUACAUUAAAAAAAAAAAAAAGAAUAAUAAAUAAUUAUUAUAAAUUUAAAUUUACUCAUCAAGUUUCUACUGGUACUGAUAAAGAAAGUAAAUAUUUCAGUAAAAAAAAAAAAAAAAAGUUUAACAUUAAUGUGUUUAAUUACAAUCUUGAAGUAAUUGUAUUGCAUGAAAUUUUUUUUAAAUAUAAUUAUUUAAUAACAAAAUAAUAAAAAAUGACAUUCAAUUAUUAGUUUUAAAAAUUUCUGGUACCAUAUUAAAUAUGUUUAUAUAUUAUUUUGUGAGUGUACAGAUAGAUUAUAUGAUUAAUGCAUUUUUUUUUUUUUGUUUAUCAAUAAAAUUCCAAAUGUAUUUUAUAACAAUAACUACAACAGCAACAAUGACCACCAGUUCGAUUGAUGAAAAAAAAAAAAAAUAUAUAUUUUUCAAAAUUAAUCUUGAUGUUAGUUAUAUUUUUAUUUCAUUUAAUUUUUCUACAAAUUGAGACAUUAAAAAAUUAUAAUUAUUUGCAAUGAAUGUCUAAAUGAUGUAACAAAAAAAAAUGAAAGUUGAAAAACAUAAAUUUAUAAUACGUACGAUUGGUGCAAUAAGAUAUAAAAUAUCGUACACAAUUUGUUUAUUUUUUAAAUUAAAAAAAAAAAAAAAUAUAUGUAUAUUUAAAAUCAUCAAGUUGUACGAUUGUCAAACAACUGACUGCACGAUUAUUAUUAAAAACUAAUGCUGGAUUAAUUUUUACGAAAAUAUUUAAUUAAUAUAAACAAAAAAGAAAAAUAAAAAAAUUGGUGGUCAGAAAGUUAUCAGUGUGUUUGGAGUAAGUUUUAAAACAAAAUGAAAAACAAAAAAAAAAAAAAAAAAUAUCUAGAGUUACGAGUUAGAUAAAAAUAAAUUAACAAUAUGAACAUUUAUUAAAUAUAUGGGCUUGACGAGUUAUUGUCCAUAAGGUCAGUACGAGCUAAGCGAUAUGUGUAAUAAAACGAAAAAAAAAAAAAUAUA
Aphidius gifuensis is the source of this 2452-nucleotide messenger RNA. Its product is annotated as myb-like protein X. The coding region runs from base 114 to 1025 and encodes 303 amino acids. Lineage: Eukaryota; Metazoa; Arthropoda; Insecta; Hymenoptera; Braconidae. The record is from RefSeq and is a predicted model, not a curated record. The transcript is spliced from 4 exons.